AUGUCUGGCGGUUCCCAUUACCCUUACACUUCGCAGCCCAAUCAGCACAGUUCCUAUCCAUCCUACACCUCAGCUCCUGAUCACCAUCACAUCAACUCGGCUCUGAACCAAGACCCGAACGCCUAUCCUUUCUACCAACACGGCAACCGUAACGGAUCCCACUGCUCUGCAAACUUUCAUCCCUCUUCCUUCCCUCAGCAGCCCGGCUUCCAGCAGAACAAUAACAACGACUCCUCCUACAACUCUGGCUUUUUCGGAGGAAACAACCAGUACAAUCACUACUUGCAAUCAAAUCCGCAGCAGUACAACUUUCCCGUCACCUCGGGCUAUUCUUCGAACGCUGCUCAGCCAGGUGCUGGUCUCGAGAAUCUUCUUCCCAACUUCCCUGCUCACACUACCCACCAGCCUCUAAGCAACAACGCUGCGCAGUACCUUCAACCGGGACAGUGGCCACAGCGCGCUGGUACGCCAACUUGGAUUGACAACCCUGCGCAGUCGCUUUCGCCUCAGCCAGCCUUUGAACACCACCAGCAGCAUCAACAGCAGCAUCAUCAACAGCAGCAUCAUCAACAGCAGCAUCAUCAACAGCAGCAUCAUCAACAGCAGCAGCAGCAGCAGCAGAACUUUUACAGUGCAUCAGCGCCUCGUCUUCCCUUGAAGCAAGAGAACGGCCUCGACUCCGUUUCCACCCCGGCUUUCCAUUCGAUCGAUUCCAACGACCCUUCGCCUCAGAACAGUGGCAUCCGCAUCAAGCUCAAGAAGCGCACCCUCAACGCACACGAGACCAGCUCUGGUGGACGACAAGCGCAAGCUCAGCUUCAGAUCGAGCCUCCCAGCAACAUGGUAGGAGGUAGACCCAGUAGAGCUGCUGCCGCAGUAGCCUCGGCCAACAUCAACCACGUAUACUCCGACAGUCCCAACAGCCGUUCUCUUCGUGGUCGCCAAGUCAAGCAGCAGCCACGCAGCGAAGAGGACUACGAAGAAGAAGUAAGUGCUUCUCAGCAGCCAGCCACUCCUCGUUUGAAGCGUCAUGACGACCGAGACGACGAUGACGACAAAGACGAUGAUGACAGCGAGCAGGAGAGCAGUGAAGAUGAGCAGGAAUACGACGACGCCGAUAACAAUGUCGAUAAUUACGAGCAUGUAGCGCAGCCAAAGACCAAAAAGCGCACCCAGUUCCGUCGAUCGAGCACAAAGGAAGAGAAAAGGCCUCGUUCCAACAAUGAGACCAAAGGAAAGCAGAAAGAGACUACCAUACCCGCACCCAGUCGAAGCACCAGAAUCACACGCAGUAGCAGCCAGCCACUCGUUGCCCAGAAUACACACGCUAUCACUGGCAAACGCGGCAGCAGAGCCAAAGACACUGGCGAGACCAAAGACCAGAAUAGAGCCAAAGAUAAAGCACCAAGCAAACAAGCCGAGCAUGGUCCUGCUGCACGCUCCAAUACAGCCCAGCCACCAAAGAAAGGCAAGGCCAAGUCGCAGGCUACCUACCAGGCUACCCGUCGAAGCAGCAGACUCCUUGGCGACUCACAGCCCGAGUCUAGCCAGGAGCUCACCGACACACAGGCCAUUAUCCCCAGGCUCACAGUCAAGAUCGGCAUCAGGCAGCGAGCGAAUGAGCAGAUUCAGAAGAGAGGCAGGCAAUCGGACGCGGAUGAACAAGACGAUGAAGACGAAGAUGCCCAAGCCGACGAGGAUGCGGAAGGCGAGCAAGACCAUGUCGUCAAAGAACAAGACCAACACCACGAGCCGGAACCUAUCCUUUCCAAGAGCCGCAGCGGUAGGAUUCGUAGGCAGAAAGUAGAUAACAUGGCUGAAUCCGAAGACUCUGAAAACCUCGCCGGCGACGACAACGACGACGACGAAGAUGAGCAGGUUGUCCGCUCCACUCGACGCACCUCUGCUCGACUCAAUACCAACGCACUCGAUGGCUUUGUGGCCGCCGACGACGAUGAAGAGGAAGACGACGAAGGCGAAUACGGCUCCAAACGUUCCACGCGCUCCUCAGGUCGACUUCGACGUGGUGGUGGGGGCUCUAAUACCAACCGCCUUGCCGAGAUGGCAGCUAAGAAGCGUGCAGCUAAUGGUCGCAGCAAAUCUGGGAGGCGCAAGCCUCGUGACGAAGAGUACGAGGGGGAAGGCGACGAGACUCCAGAAGAAGAGCAUGUCUCUGGAGCCGAGGAUGACCCACUCGACAUUCAUAGCGACGAACCAGAAGGAAGUCAGGGCAAGUCCUACUCGCUUCGUCAACGCAAGAAGGUCAACUACUCGCUCGUACCUCCCCCUCCCUCACCACCAAGAGACGGCUUCGGCCGGCCCGUUCGCAACAGUCGUGGACGCAGCGCAUAUGGCUCAUACGAUCUGGAACCUCCUGGCGACGGCGUUGGCUUUGGCUCUGGUGCUCCGGGCCCAAGUCUUCCCAUGCCAUUCCCUGGUCGCGGCAAGAAGGGCAAGGAAGGAUGGGAUGCUCUGCCAUCUUCCAUGACCGGCAAGGACUACGCACGUAUCUUUGGCGAUCCUAUCGACAGCUCCGAUGACGAGUUGCAGAACAAUGCGCUUCGCAAGCCAGGUGCACCAGCUCCUCUUGGCGGUGGAGCUGCUGGCGGUCUGCUCGGUGCAGAUGGUGCUGGUGGCGCGGCUGGUCCGCCUGGCGGUCUCACAGGUUCUGGCGGUACGGACAGCUUUGGACGUAUCAAGAAGAGCGGCGACCCGCUAGCUGAUGUUGACCCUCUUGGUGUCGACAUGAACGUCGACUUUGACAGCGUCGGUGGUCUCGAUGGCCACAUACAACAACUCAAGGAGAUGGUCAUGUUGCCCUUGCUGUACCCGGAAGUCUUCCAGCGCUUCAAGGUGACGCCACCCCGUGGCGUGCUCUUCCACGGCCCACCUGGUACCGGCAAGACGCUCGUCGCCCGUGCCUUGGCUGCCAGCUGUAGUACCGAUGGACAGCAAGUCAGCUUCUUCAUGCGAAAAGGUGCCGACUGCCUUUCCAAGUGGGUCGGUGAAGCUGAACGACAGCUGCGUCUUUUAUUCGAAGAGGCAAGAAACUCGCAACCGAGUAUCAUCUUCUUCGAUGAGAUCGACGGUCUCGCGCCUGUCCGUUCCAGCAAGCAAGAUCAGAUCCACGCGAGUAUUGUUAGUACCAUGCUUGCGCUGAUGGACGGGAUGGAUGGACGUGGACAGGUUGUCGUGAUUGGUGCUACCAACCGACCUGACAGUGUCGACCCAGCCCUGCGUCGUCCUGGUCGAUUCGAUAGAGAAUUCUACUUCCCUCUGCCAUCGCUCGAGGCGCGUAGGAGUAUCAUCAACAUUCACACAAGCAAAUGGGAGCCUCCACUUGAUGACGACUUCAAGGCCAGACUCGCGCAAGUCACCAAAGGAUACGGAGGAGCCGAUCUGCGCGCGCUUUGCACAGAGGCUGCACUGAAUGCCGUUCAGCGACGCUAUCCUCAGAUCUACUCGACCACGGACCGACUCCUGCUCGACCCUGCAUCUAUUCAGGUUGACGCUAAGGACUUUAUGAUGUCGGUCAACAAGAUCGUCCCGUCGUCGGCAAGAGCAAGCGCGUCGGCUGCUGCUCCCCUACCCGAGAGGUUGGCAUCGCUGCUCGGUGCUGUCGUUCAGGAUGCCAUAUCUGUUCUCAACAGGAUCCUUCCACCUGUCUCAAAGCGCAAUCCAUUAGAGGAAGCACUGUGGGAGGACGAUACCUUCGUCCCCAAGGGUCUGACUUCGGGUCUUUCGGCUGCCGACAUGCUUGCUGGUGACCGCGGCUUUGGUCGCGAGAUGCUGCUUCAGUCUUUCGAGGCACAGCGCGUCUACCGUCCACGCAUGCUUGUGUACGGUGACGUCGGCAUGGGACAAGGUGCUGUCGGUGCCGCACUAUUGCAGCAUCUUGAAGGAUACCACGUCCAGUCGCUCGAUAUUGCAACCUUGCUCGGUGACAGCGCACGGACACCUGAAGCUGCCAUCAUCCAGCUCUUCGUCGAGGCAAAGCGACACAAACCGAGCGUGCUCUACAUUCCUGGCAUCGUGCACUGGUCUCGCUCUGUCUCGGACAGCGUCAAAACCACCUUCAAGGCGUUGUUGGACGGUCUCACCGAUGCUGACCCAGUGAUGUUGCUCGGCAUUGCAGAAGCUCCACUUGACGAGCUCGACGAUGAAGUUCACUCAUGGUUCAACUUCCUCGAUGACGACAUUGUCGAAAUCCCUCGUCCCGAUGAAGAGAGCCGACGAGAUUUCUUCAAAGAGAUCUUUGACCACGUCAUUCGACCGCCCACCGAGUUCCCUGACGCGCUUCCAAGACGCAAGCGAGUGCUCGAAGAGCUACCCAAGGCACCACCUCGUCCACCACGCAAGCUCACCCAGGCUGAAUUGCAGCAGCAGGCAGAUAGCGACACGAAGCUGCUCGAGCAUCUCAAGUUCCGCCUUGGCCCUGUUCUUGCUGAGCUGAGGAAGAAGUUCAAGAAGUUCACCCGUGAUGUUUGGGACGAGUACAACCUCAGAGAACUUACGCAGCAAUUUGCCUGGAAGCGCGAAAAGGGCAAGAUCACGGUGGAGCUCCGAUACUACCGACCCAACAUGGCAGCACAACCGACUCCGAUCGAGGUCAACGACGAUGCGGAGAUGCUCGAGACUGAGGCUGAUAUUGCUGCUAAGCGCGGCAUAACGGCUGCUCAGUUCAUGGGUUCUACCGCUAAUAGUAUUACGGAAGUCGAAGACGAGCAGCUUGCUGAGGCUGGCGAUGCUGCUGAAGCUGGUGCGACGGCCGAGAAUGGUGAUGUUGAGAUGUCCAAUGAUGACGGAGUUGCUGCCCCUGCCAACAACACCAACGGAAUUGUUCCUGAUGCUCAUGGUGUCGAGGGAGCAGAAACUGAUGCUGGCGUCCUCAUCCCACCACCAUCCUCGCAACCCAACGGCACGAACGGCGUCGACGCAUCCACAACCGAAUCCGCAGCUGCAGACACCUCCGCAUCCGACCCUAUGGCCGACACCUCGAUCGUCUCUGGCCCCACCAACGGCCCCACAACCAUCAACGACGAAUACAUCACCCGCAACAUGCCCAUCUGGACCACCAACCUCGAAAAAAUGCAAAAACGUCUCUACUACAACGGCUACCUCUCCUGUUCCGCCUUUUUGGAAGACAUCCAGAAGAUCGUUGAGAAUGCGGAGGAAGCAGCUGAAGUGGAUCAGGAUCGGGUCUUCCGUGCUCACCAGAUGCGCAACCUGGCGAUUAUUUUGAUGGAUCAGUAUAUCGAUGCUGGGUUUCGGGAGGAAUGUGAUAGGAUGGCAUUAAGACAGAUGGCGAGGGAGCAGGAGGCGAAAGAGGCGACGGAGAAGGCGAAACAGAGUGCGGAGGAGGCAGCGGCGAAAAAGGCAGAGAGUGCGAAAGGUGAAAGGGCUAGUGCUAGGAUUGCGGGUAAAGAACCUGAGUCUGCUGGGUUGGAAAGUGUGGGUGGGGAGAGGGGGAGUAAGAGACAGAGAAGUGUUAGUGCGCAGCAGCAACAAGGGUCGACUGCUACGUCGAAUGCUCAAGAAGAAGGUGCGACUGCGGCUUCUGCUACGGUUGAAGGCUCUUCCUCUGACCCUUCCACUACCGUCAACGCGCCUGCAUCUGAGGCUAACGGCGAGGAAGAAGCGCGUAAACGCGCCCGACUAACCUCUCCCUCCCAACCCUCCUCCACCGUCACCACCCAGUCCCCCUCCGCACCCGCAUCCGCAUCCGCACCCGCACCCGCACCGGCACCGCAACCGCAACCGCAACCGCAACCGCAACCGCAACCGCAACCGCAACCGCAAGCAGAACCCGAACCACACCCACCACUAACCUACGUCCGCGAAGAGUACACGCAUCUCUGUCGGGCGAUCGUCCGAGAUACCGCCAGUUACAACGUUGAUCAACUCUCUCGUCUCCGCGCUGCAUGUUUCAAUGCGAUUUGGAGUCAUAGAUCCGAUUGGAACAGGGAUGAACUUAUUGGGAGAUUGAUCGAGAUCAAUGACAAGUCCAAAAGGGCGGUUGAGAGGGAGAGGAAUGCGAAGGCGAAGGCGAAGGCGAAGGAUGAUGCUGAGGCAAGGUUUCGGGGUUUGACGUACUAA
Molecule: messenger RNA, 6096 nt
Organism: Ustilago hordei
Lineage: Eukaryota; Fungi; Basidiomycota; Ustilaginomycetes; Ustilaginales; Ustilaginaceae
Exons: 2
Coding region: 1-6096 (2031 amino acids)
Biological process (GO): positive regulation of transcription by RNA polymerase II
Cellular component (GO): nucleus
Molecular function (GO): ATP binding; histone binding; chromatin binding
Source: RefSeq, a predicted model, not a curated record